Molecule: messenger RNA, 4693 nt
Organism: Psammomys obesus (fat sand rat)
Lineage: Eukaryota; Metazoa; Chordata; Mammalia; Rodentia; Muridae
Gene: Rcbtb1
Product: RCC1 and BTB domain containing protein 1
Exons: 13
Coding region: 234-1829 (531 amino acids)
Molecular function (GO): protein binding
Source: RefSeq, a predicted model, not a curated record
CGGGCCGGGCGGCGCCUUGCGCGGCGGCUGCGGGGCCGAGGGCCGCGGGCGAGCGCGCGACUCCCGGGGCCGCGGGCUGCUCGCACCCGGACUCUGUCUUGCGGGGACUUCGCCCAGGAAACAGCCUGGUUUUGAAGAUUAGGGAAGGAUUUGGCACAUUGGAGAAGCGAGUGAUCCUUUUCACUACCGCAGAGAUGCCAGCUUAUUUAUAGGACUCACCCAAAGCCAGAGUCAUGGUGGAUGUAGGAAAGUGGCCAAUCUUCACACUGCUCUCACCCCAGGAAACUGCAUCUAUCAGGAAAGCGUGUGUCUUUGGGACCUCGGCCAAUGAGGCAAUCUAUGUCACUGACAAUGACGAGGUCUUCGUGUUUGGACUGAACUAUAGUAACUGUCUAGGAACUGGAGAUAACCAGAGCACGCUGGUGCCCAAGAAACUGGAAGCUUUGUGUGGAAAAAAGAUCAGAAGCCUUAGUUACGGGAAUGGCCCCCAUGUCCUCCUCAGCACUGAAGAUGGAGUCGUCUACGCCUGGGGCCACAAUGGAUACAGCCAGCUGGGGAAUGGGACCACCAACCAAGGCAUUGCUCCUGUCCAAGUCUGUACCAAUCUCUUGAUCAAGCAGGUGGUUGAGGUAGCGUGUGGUUCACAUCAUUCAAUGGCUUUAGCAGCUGAUGGAGAGCUGUUUGCAUGGGGCUAUAACAACUGUGGUCAGGUGGGAUCAGGAUCUACAGCAAACCAGCCAACUCCUCGGAAAGUUACAAACUGUUUACAUACCAAGAGAGUGGUCAGUAUUGCCUGUGGUCAGACCUCAUCCAUGGCUGUUCUGGACAGUGGUGAGGUGUAUGGCUGGGGCUACAACGGCAAUGGACAGCUGGGCUUGGGAAACAAUGGCAACCAGUUGACCCCAGUGAGAGUGGCAGCUCUGCACAGUGUGUGUGUGAACCAGAUUGUCUGCGGCUAUGCACAUACAUUAGCAUUAACUGAUGAGGGCUUGCUGUAUGCCUGGGGAGCUAACACAUAUGGGCAGCUUGGAAAUGGAAGUAAAAAUAACCUGCUAAGCCCAGCACAAAUCAUGGUGGAAAAAGAAAGGGUCGUAGAGAUUGCGGCGUGUCACUCCACUCACACAUCUGCUGCGAAGACCCAGGGCGGGCAUGUGUACAUGUGGGGCCAGUGCCGGGGCCAGUCGGUGAUCCUCCCUCACCUCACCCACUUUUCCUGCACUGACGACGUGUUUGCCUGCUUUGGCACCCCUGCUGUCUCAUGGCGCCUCCUGUCUGUGGAGCACGAAGACUUUUUAACAGUUGCACAGUCACUGAAGAAAGAAUUUGAUAGUCCAGAAACUGCUGAUCUGAAGUUUCGAAUUGAUGGGAAAUAUAUUCAUGUCCAUAAAGCUGUUUUGAAAAUCAGGUGUGAGCACUUUCGGUCCAUGUUUCAGUCCUAUUGGAAUGAGGACAUGAAGGAGGUGAUCGAGAUAGACCAGUUUUCUUACCCGGUGUACCGUGCUUUUCUCCAGUACCUCUACACAGACACCGUGGAUCUGCCACCUCAGGAUGCCAUAGGCCUUCUGGACUUGGCGACGUCGUACUGUGAAAACAGACUGAAGAGGCUUUGUCAGCACAUCAUCAAGCGAGGAAUUACUGUGGAGAACGCUUUUUCCUUGUUCUCUGCUGCAGUCAGAUAUGACGCAGAGGAUUUAGAAGAAUUCUGCUUUAAGUUUUGCAUCAAUCAUUUGACAGAAGUUACCCAGACUGCGGCGUUCUGGCAAAUGGAUGGCCCCCUGCUAAAGGAGUUCAUUGCUAAAGCCAGUAAAUGCGGAGCUUUUAAGAACUGAAGCCAAGCUGCUGGGCUAGGUGUGAGUGCACGGGGCACUGUGGGGGAUGUGACUCUGCAGGUAAAAGCAACCCCACACCAGAGGCAGUGCUCUGUAGGAAUAUAUGAAGGACAUUUGCUUCUCAUGAGCCUGUUUUUCACAACUCUUGUUUCUGGAGAUGUAUAUUUUAAAUGUGAUUUUCUAACAUUUGGCUGAACUAUGGGGAGGGAUGAAAAUUUAGUUGUUUUGGCUCUUUUAAUUUUGAUAUAGAACUUGUGAACUUGGAUUAAGGAGGUUGGUAAAUAUCCUGGAGCCUUUGGCCACAAACCUUUCCACACUGCCUGUGAAGGACAGGCCCUGCCCAGUGGUCCCUGAGUGCUAUUCUGUCACCACCUUCCUGUGGGGACACGAGCACUGUGGGAGGCUCCUAAGGAAUAUUCCUGAAUACUCAUCAAACCCACUUAAACAGGCAGGAACUAUUAGAUUUGCUCUGAUGCUCUGAAGAUGAAGGUGCCUAGGGCUGGAAAGAUGGCUCAGCAGGUAAAGGCUCUUAUCCUAAGCCUGGUGAGUUAAGCUCAGUCCCCAGGACCCACAUGGUGGUAAGAGAGAGCACACUUAAUAAGGUGUCCUCUGACUGCUACACAUGUCCCAGCACUACAGACAUGACCAUAAUAAAGACAAAUAAUAAAACAUAGAAGACUUAGGUUCCUAAAGAGAAACAGCUAGAAGUACCUGUGAGAAGCUGGAGACAAAAGGAGCCUUGUGUGAGAAAGGAGAGUGGUUGAGAAAUUAGUCUCCACUGAUGACCCAGCAGUGUUCCAGUAGGGCUGCAUUCGAGACAGCACGGCACACUACCUUCCACCUGUCCCUGUAGUCACUCAGAACACACUCUGCACAUCUGCUCCUUUCUGACAUGAUGUGGUUAAAACCAUCCUUCUUACAGGACCCCAUAGAGUGUUCUCUUUUGUUGGGGGUGGGUGGGAUCUGGACCAAAUUCCAUCAAAACAUAAUUGGAGCCACCUUUCCAGUUUCAGUGUUUUUCUUUCUUUAAUUGUGUUAGGAAUACUUUUUGGUGUACUUUAGCCUUGAGAUAGGGUUUCCAAGUCACAGUUUUGUGAAGAGUUCAUUUUUUUAAGACUUUGUAUCAGGGCAGAGUGGUGAGUGAGGCUCCAGUGAUAGGAGUCGUUGACAGACAGAAUACAAACCUAGCAGUCAAAGCCCCGGCUUCUUGAUCAUGUGACAAGUGUUACCUGGGACACUGGGAAAUGAGAACUGGCUCACUGGACACUGGAAGUGAGAGUUUUCCUGGCUGGGGUAAAGAGUGGACAUUAAUUUGAUCUGCUGUAAUAGGCCGUCUGCAUAGCCACAGUCCUGUAGACUUAGGGUCUCAAAGCAGUAACUUCAGUAUGUUUACUGUUGCUCUUACUUGAAAAACCUCUCCAGAGAAAAGCACAAAUUACAGCUUCAAAUCCAUAUCCAUAGAUAGUUCAUCUAAACAAAAAGCUGAGUUCCAGUUACAACUGAAGACACACUUUAAUCUUACUGAAUAGAGGGAGGGAGGGAGUGUGAGUGUGUGUGUGUGUGUGUGUGUGUGUGUGUGUGUGUGUGUGUGUGUGUGUGUGUGUAUGGUAGUGAAAGACCAGUCCUUUAAAAAGUGUUUUGAGUAUUUUUGUUAAUGCAAUCAUUUUAUUUUUCUACUUGGUUUUGUUUCUAAUCAUAGAGAACUAAACACUAUUCUUGGAAUUAAUGUUUUUCUUCUGUUGUAAUAAUGGAAGCCAGAGAAGUCACAUUUUUAAAAAUAGCCCAGACUGUAUUCUUUAACAUACUAGAACAAUAUUUGAUACUCGAGUAUUUAGGAUGCAGUCAUGUAAUGUUUUGAAUGACAUACAAAUAAACAGUCUCGUAAGCGGGCAUGUCUUAAAGCUGUGGUUGUUUUUCCCUUUGGAAUAUAGUACUACACAGUUUGAAAAUGGAACUUGUUGCUUUGGUGCAACAUGGAUUAAUUUGUGGACUUUGGUGAGAGAGAGAAAAAACAAAGUCAGCCACAAAAAGACAUGUAGUAUGUAGUUUAGGUCCUAAGGAUAGAAAGAAAGUGGCUACCAGGAGCUGGGAGAGGAGAGAGAUGUGAAAUUUUCCUUUUGCAAGAUGAAGAGAUUUUUGGAUGAGUAAUAACUUUUGUCUAUAUUUGAUGCAACUAAACAAUAUAUUUUAAAACGGUUGAGGUAAUAAAUUUUGUUAUAUACACUGUAUCACAAUCUUAAAAAUUAACAAUGUUAGAAUAAAAGUAAGAUAACACUGAUUGUAUUACUUCUCAACUACGUCACCAAUCCAAAGAUCUUACUUCUGUUAAACAGAGUACACUUGAACCAUCAGAGUGGAAAAUGCAUUUGAGUUGAGAAAACUUAAAAAUGAAAAGUAGCAGCCACUAUCCUUGUGAGACAUAUUGGUUAUUAGGGGAAAGUGGAGAUUGGAUCAACAACCAAUAAUGUACUGGGAUAUGCUGGAAGGAUCCUGCUGUUUGACGAUCUGUCCCAGUCUGGGUAGCCAUUCUGAACUCCACUUUGUGGUGCAGGAAGCAAGACGCCGUCUCUGCAGGGCCUCCUGCUCUCUGCCUGACUUCACCUAGAGAGUGUCUCUAGACGCUGAUGCCCCUAACUACAUUUGAUAUAUGGCCUUUUGCUGGCUCUCUCCUCCCUGCGCCUGUAUAAUAUUAGGUACUAUAUUUCUGUUCAUAGGCUAAGAAUAUGCUAUUUAAUGUAAUUCAAGCAUCCUUGAAGUGCCUAGUUUCAACCAAUUAUGUACACCUAUCCUUGGAGACUCCCACCCACUCCCCAAGGGGUAUAUAGCCUUUGUGCUCUGAAUUAAAGUUGAACUAGCUCCCUGAA